UCCCCGCGCACCCCCGCCCUUCGCCGCCGCUGCCAUUGGGAGCCGAGCAGCGCCGAGCCCAGCCGAACCGUGCCGAGCCCAGGCAGCCGCCGGUCCCGCUCCGCCGCCAUCGCCAUGAGCUUCUUGUUUGGUAGUCGCUCUUCCAAAACCUUCAAACCAAAGAAGAAUAUUCCAGAGGGGUCUCACCAGUACGAGCUGCUCAAACAUGCUGAAGCCACGCUGGGCAGCGGGAACCUGCGGAUGGCUGUCAUGCUGCCAGAGGGUGAAGACUUAAAUGAAUGGGUUGCAGUUAACACUGUCGACUUCUUCAACCAGAUCAACAUGCUUUAUGGGACCAUCACAGACUUCUGCACAGAGGAGAGCUGCCCUGUCAUGUCUGCUGGCCCAAAAUAUGAGUACCACUGGGCAGAUGGGACAAACAUAAAGAAACCAAUUAAGUGCUCUGCACCAAAGUACAUUGAUUACCUGAUGACUUGGGUCCAGGAUCAGCUGGAUGAUGAAACGCUUUUUCCUUCUAAAAUAGGUGUACCAUUCCCAAAGAAUUUCAUGUCAGUGGCAAAGACAAUUUUAAAACGUCUCUUCAGAGUUUAUGCUCACAUUUAUCACCAGCACUUUGACCCAGUGAUCCAGCUACAGGAAGAGGCACAUCUUAACACUUCUUUCAAGCACUUUAUAUUUUUUGUUCAGGAAUUCAACCUUAUUGAUAGAAGAGAACUUGCACCACUUCAAGAACUGAUUGAAAAACUCACCUCUAAGGACAGAUAAAAGGAAGAGGAUUUCUUGAUGUCAUUUAUUUCUUUAAGCAAGCGUGUGGUAUUUGUUUUAUACGUGUUAUUUUUUUUUCCAAAAACAAAACAAAACAAAACCCUGUGCUGUUACUAAUGACAGCAAAGAUCUACUUUCUGUGCUUUUGUUAGGGGAAAUCUUUUACCUGUUAGUGACACGCAGUAAAUAGCCUUUUUUUUUUCUUUUCUUUUUUUUUUUUUUUUUUUCCUUUAUGGUAUUGUUACUCAUUGUGGAAUUUUAGGAGGUGCUGAGUGUUUGUCUGGGAAACAUGCUUGGUUGGGGGAUUGACUUUGCUGGUGGAUGGGUUCUUGUGUUGUGUCAGUGGUAGCCCAUUCUCAUCAAGUCCCUAAAAGACUUGCUUACAUUCUCUUAAGUGCCUUGGCAGACUCACUUCUGAGGUGCAAAGCACAUACAGUACUGAACAUUGCUGGAAACAGUAUGAACUAACACCCAGGACACUUACUGAUACUUGUUUUAGAAAGUUAUAUAUAUAUGCUUACACUUAAAAAAAAAAAAAAAGCCAUAACUUACUGAAAUCAAUGAUCUCCAGCUUUUAAUACAAAUAUUUCUUAUUUUUUUAGAGAUUAAUAGAGAAUUUUUCAAAAGUAGAUAUUUCUUAUAGAGAAAAGGGAUGGUGAAGUUCCAGUCACUAGAGUGAAACGACAAAGGUGGUGUCAGAAUUCUAAAGAAACUGUGCUUAGAAGGUGGUUACCAGUCUGUUGCCAUUGCUUUUGCCUUCUCAUAGUUGCUUUUAUUUUUUUAAUGGGGAAUCAUCAACUUGGGACAGUGAUUUCUGUUACAUUUCCUAGCAUUUGCCAAAUGAGUGGUUAGUUUGCACAACUAGAGUUAGGGAAAAUAUUCAGUAUAAAAAAAAAAAUGCACCAAGGUGAUGCUGAGAAAAAAAUCUGGCUUGAAAACUAACUGGUGAAAUGAGGUUUGUAAGGAAUAGAAAGCCUGGCUCUUUGGAGGAGCUCUGGUGACCAGUGUCUUCUGUGGCAGGGAAUGUAUUUCAGAGGGAAUAUAACUUCCUGGACCACUCUGGAUUUACAUUAGUGGGAUGGUGCUUACCCCAGCUCAUCUCCAAGGGACUAGAGCAGUUUGGAAGAGUCAGAGGGACAUACUGGUGAGUUUUGAGUGGCUUGUAAUUUGCUCAGUUGCAUCUUCUAUUCCUGAGAGAACCAAACCAAACUGUGGCCUUCCUCCACCUGGGUUGGUGUCUGUGCUUCUCUAGCCUUGCCUUCUCUCAGAGCAGUGAGAAACAGUGCCCUGGCACUUGCUGCUGCAGCUGCAUCAGUCCUAGUGCCCAUUGAAGGAGCCCUGAUGGCUUGGCUCAUCUCUUCAUCUGUGCAUCUGCUCCAUGCCAUUGCAUUUGGGGUCUGCAGUGUGUGAUCCUGGGGGGUUUAGUGGUGCCAGGCUUUGCUUGAGUGUGACUCUGCAAAAACAUCAGGUUUGGACCUGAAUAACAUGGAGGCCUUAACUGAUCUGUGUGUGCUAGAAAGACUCCUGAAGCUCUGAAAUUCACAGCUGAAGCCACAGUUAGCAUGAGACAGAAAAGCUGAGCUUACAUUUUGUGUACCUUUGCUUGACUGAAAAUGCUGAGUGAGGUGGAAAAUACUGCUCCACAGCCUGCAAAAUAGAGAUCUGGGCAUUAGUGUGGGCAGCUAAUAAGCAUCUAAGCACAGUAAGAAACAUAUACUAAGUUGGGAGACUAGAAUCACAGCUUCUGAGCUGAAACCAGGUAUUUCAGGAGCAUUUGGAGGUUCUUUUCAGGACUGUGUUACUCUCAGUGCAGUUAGAUUUCCUGGUCUGUUUAAGCUCCUUUCUUUUGUCUGUUUUCACCAACCUUCAACAACCAGUUUAAGAAAAGGUGGAGUGUAAGAUCUUAUCCCUUCUCAGCCAGAAAGGAUCUUGACUCUCCUGUGUGUGUAAAUGUGGGAGGAGAAGAGAGGAGAUGCUCCAUAUCUGUCACCUCUUCAGGGAGUUGGGGGUUGGAAAAAUAUCCACCAAGGCAUAAGAAAAUCAGAGGCAAAAUCAAAGAGGAAGCAGGAGCACAAUUUCCUUUGCUUUGGCAAGUUGUAGCUGCAGGGUUCACCCCAAAGCUUCUGUCAGCCCUGCUGUUAGUAGGGUAUGUCUGCUCUGGUAGGUGCUGGAUUUCCCUGUGCAGUUCUCCAAGAUGCUGCUCUCUGGAGUCAAAUCCCAGGCUGGGAAGGAAGAAGGAGCAGGAUAUCCCAUGUGUUGGACUGAGCAAGUACCAUCCUGUGGAAUAACUGUAGGAGGAGUGUUCCUUCUGUCCCCUGGUGCAGAGGUGUGUGAGGAGGCAGUGCUUGCCUGGACACUGCAUUGCUGGGGGGCUGGCAGCUGCAGGACUUGGUGUCCCAUCUGAGGUGACAGUGGUAGCUGUGGGUGCAGGCUAGGAGAGCUUUCUUACUUCAGGAUGGAAAAUCAGUCUUAGAGGAGCAGUCAGCCCCUGCCUGACUGUCCCAAAGCAGCUGAACUCCCAGAUUUGAACUGCACAGGCUCCAGGAAGCUGAAGUUAAGAAUCUUGCACACAGCCUUUUUGUGUGGGCUUCUGGUUGAGGAGCCCUUAAUGACUGAACAUUUCCAGCUGCAGAGAAGUGAAGAGUGCUGCAGGUGCAGUUUGAUAUCAGAAAUUGUGUAAACUUCCCAAUGAAAGCCCUGGGUGCUGCUGGAGAGGAGCCUUUCAGCCAGGGCUGGAGCUCCUCUCACCCAGUGGCAGCACAGCAGGAGAGGGAGAACAGCAGCAGCCUCCUCCUCCUUUAGGUUUAAAGCUGUCUUGGUUUGGUGCCAGGUACCAAAAAAAAAACAAAAAAACAAA
This is a messenger RNA of Calypte anna (Anna's hummingbird), 3622 nucleotides long. RefSeq names its product MOB kinase activator 1B (gene MOB1B). Bases 115 to 765 code for a protein of 216 amino acids. Gene Ontology annotation, molecular function: protein kinase activator activity. NCBI's taxonomy places the organism in Eukaryota, Metazoa, Chordata, Aves, Apodiformes, Trochilidae. The transcript is spliced from 6 exons. The record is from RefSeq and is a predicted model, not a curated record. Gene Ontology annotation, cellular component: nucleus; cytoplasm. Gene Ontology annotation, biological process: hippo signaling; positive regulation of protein phosphorylation.